Molecule: messenger RNA, 2665 nt
Organism: Phytophthora sojae
Lineage: Eukaryota; Oomycota; Peronosporomycetes; Peronosporales; Peronosporaceae
Exons: 3
Coding region: 1-2451 (816 amino acids)
Molecular function (GO): RNA binding
Source: RefSeq, a predicted model, not a curated record
AUGGUGGCGCGCAAGGACCCCGCCGCUACAGCCGACGACGACGCGGCGCCGGGCCCCUGCGACGUGUGCGCGGCCGUCACCGCCGCGCUGCGCUGCGAGGCCUGCCGCCUCGACCUGUGCGUCGACUGCUCGCGCGCGCGCCACCGCAGCAGCCUGCACCUGACUACGGGCCGCUUCCGCUUCUUCCGCCCCGAGAGCCAACCGCAGCAGCAGCAGCAGCAGGACGAGGCCGACAGCAGCUACGAGUCGCCGCCGUCCACGGCCUCGGCGCCCAACUCGCCCGCGGCCGACGAGCUGCGCCACUGCUCGCAGGUCUCCGACGGACUUUGGGGCUUUGAUGACGCCCUCGCGCAGCGCCCGCGCAGCUUCUCGGACUACGCGGCGCUGGGCGACGCCGAGCGCUGGCGAGCGCACGCCGAGCUGAGCGAGCUCGGGGAGCUCUGGGACGCCAUGCGGACGGACUUCGCCUCGCGCCACGUGGUCGUGCGCUGCGGCGCCGGUUCUUGGGACGCGCUGGACGUGCGCCGUGUCGUGGACCGCCUCAAUAACUUCGGGGGCGUGGCCAGCACGCGGCGCGAGCUGACUGCAGGCGGCCUGCUCUUCUGCACCUUCUUCGAUCUCACGAGCGCCGUGGCUGCCGUUGACCGCUGGCGCGCCGACGCAGACGUCAUCAGCUUCUGCCUGCCGUACGAGCUGCCGGACGACGUCAACUCGGCCACGCUGCUCGUGCGUUUCGCGCUCGGCGGACCGGCCGUAACGGCCGUCGAGCUGCGCCAGGUCUGUGCGUGCUUCGGUCAAGUGGCCAGCAUCCUGCAGCCGGAUCCGCAGGUCGCCAAGUACAUUGUCGAGUACGGCGACUCGCGCGCGCUACCGGCCGCGCUCAACGGCCUCUCGCGCGCCUUCCACGCGAGCGGCUCGCUGUCGGUGGCUCGCACGACGCCGCCGACAUUGGACGUCUCCAAGCUCAAGCUCUUCCAGGAGUGCCUGAACCGGGCCGCCACGACCCACCCGCGCCUCACUCGGGCCCGCCCCAAGAGCUUUUCGUCCAGCAGCACGUCGCUUCUGACGUCGCCGACAUCGUCCGUCGCGUCGUCGCUCAACGCGUCCUUCCUGGACGGCGCCAGCAACAACAGCCCGAUGGCGUCCGCAACGUCGGCCACGUAUCCUGGAGCCGGAGAGCUCACGUCUCCAGUGCUAAUGCCGCAGGAGGAGCAGCACAUCUGGGCGAGGCCGGCGCCUCGAGCCAGGAGCAACUCGUCCUCGGCGUAUCUUGGCGGUUCUCUGUCGUCCAGCAGCUUCGGCGACUCGGCGGCAUAUUCAAACGGGUUUACGCUUCCGUCUUCAAGCAGCAGCAACAGCAUCGGCUCGUUGUCUAGUCGCGCAAAUGGAUAUUCGUCGUUCCAGCAGCAGGGUGUUCAUCAAUUGCAGCCCUCCAACAACCAGGUCUCGCCUUCCGCCUCCGAGCAGCAGCAGCAACAGGCCUAUUACGACUUUCGCGGACGGCAGCGCAUGCAGACCAAAUUCGCCCCAUCCAUGAGAAGCAGCUUCGGCAACAACGACCACUUUUUCCGGACAAGUGUGGCGUCUAGCAGCGGACACGCUGGGAAUGCACACGGCGGUGGUAGCUCUGCAGGCCGCCCGGCGACGGGGCGUAACGACAAGGGCACGGGCGAGUUCAGCUUAUCCAUCGCCAAGGUCGCGUCGGGCGAGGACAAGCGGACAACUCUGAUGAUCCGCAACAUCCCCAACAAGUACACGCAGCAGAUGCUGCUCGCCGAGAUCAACCGCAACCACCGCGGCAACUACGACUUCUUCUACCUGCCCAUCGACUUCAAGAACAAGUGCAACAUGGGCUACGCCUUCAUCAACUUCAUUGAGGCAGCGCACAUCGAGGCGUUCCACAAGGAGUUCGACGGCCAGAAGUGGACCAACUUCAACAGCGAGAAGGUCUGCGCCAUUUCGUACGCGCGGUUGCAGGGCAAGCAGGCCAUGAUCGCGCGCUUCCAGAACUCGAGUCUGCUCGAGAAGCACGAGUCCUACCGCCCGCUGGUGUUCGGCAGCUCGGGGCUGCACCGCGGCAAGCCGGAGCCCUUCCCAGCGCCCAAGCAGCUCGUCCACAAGAAGCAGACAGCAGCGCACUCGCAUUCCCCGGGAAUGUUUGGAGGCGCUGAAGACUAUGGCAGCUACGUAGCCCAUCGAAUGUAUUCGCAGCAGCCAUCACCGCAGCAACUGCAGCACGCCCAGCAGCAACAGCAGCACUCGCUUGCCGUUUAUCCUCAGCAGCUACUGGGGUUGGCCCAGCACGCAAUGCCUCCUGUCCCGACCGCCCACUUUGGCGUGCAGACACUGCCGCUGCAGUACAUACCCUCGUACCAGCAGCAGAACGACCCCCAACUGGCGUCGCCGUUUUUGUAUGGGGUGGCCGGGAUGCCGUCCGAGUACACGCAUUGAGAGGCAUUGGUGUCCUGUCCUUCCAGCCUGGCGACUCAACCAGCCCCCUGCCUGCCUGCCUCCUGCACUUCGUAUUAUUUUGUUGAGCGCCUGUGUACUCUUGUUUACUUUUUGGCUUGCUGGUUUUUGAUACAUGCUCACUGUGUACUGAUUAGUUGGCUUUAGCUCGAUAAGUAACUCGCUCCCAAAUACAGCAACUAGCAUUGUGAACAGC